AUCAUUGCAAUCUGCACAAGAGGAGUCAGUGGCCACCUACAAAGGCAACGAGUUUUUCAGCUAUGACCUGUCUCAGACGCCCAUCCAGAGCAGCCUGGACGAGAUUAGUCUGUCCUUCCGCACGCUGCAGAGGAACGGGCUCCUGCUCCACACCGGGAAAUCAGCUGACUACGUUAACCUAUCCCUGAGGAGUGGCGCUGUGUGGCUGGUCAUCAACCUCGGGUCCGGGGCCUUUGAGGCCCUAGUGGAGCCUGCCAACGGAAAGUUCAAUGACAACGCCUGGCACGAAGUCCGUGUCACGCGCAACCUGCGCCAGGUGACCGUCUCUGUGGAUGGGAUCCUGACCACCACCGGCUACACCCAGGAGGACUACACCAUGCUGGGCUCGGAUGACUUCUUCUACAUUGGGGGGAGUCCCAACACGGCUGACCUCCCAGGCUCCCCGGUCAGCAAUAACUUCAUGGGCUGUCUCAAAGACGUGGUCUACAAGAACAACGAGUUCAGGCUGGAGCUGUCUCGUCUGGCUGCAGAGCGGGACCCUCAGGUCAGUGUUCACGGCGACCUGACCUUCCGCUGUGAGGACGUGGCGGCCCUGGAGCCGGUCACCUUCGACACGCCCGCCGCCUACCUCACCCUGCCCAGGUGGAAAACCAAGAAGACUGCCUCUAUCUCUUUUGAUUUCCGCACUACGGAGCCCAGCGGCCUGCUGCUGUUCAGCCACGGUGACAGGCGUCUGCAGGGCCCAGACAGACAGCCGGAGAGGCAGCCCAGGGCUGACUACUUUGCUAUGGAGCUCCUGGACGGCUUCCUCUACCUGCUGAUGGACAUGGGCUCUGGCAGCAUCAAGAUGAAAGCCAGCAACAAGAGGGUCAACGAUGGGGAGUGGUGCCACGUGGACUUCCAGAGGGAGGGGCGCAAGGGCCUGAUCUCAGUGAACAGCCGCAGCAUACCAUUCUCUGCUAACGAAGGCAGUGAGAUCUUAGACCUGGAGGGUGACAUGUACCUCGGGGGUCUGCCCGAGGCACGCCAGGGCCUCAUCCUCCCCCCGGAAGUCUGGACGGCCCCCCUCAACCUGGGCUACGUGGGCUGCAUGCGUGACCUGUUCAUGGAUGGGCGGAGCCGGGACCUGAGGAGACUGGCAGAGAUCCAGAGUGCCUCUGGAGUCAGCAGCUUCUGCACCAGGGAAACGCACAUCAGGUGUGGCAGAGACGUCUGUGCCAACGGUGGGCAGUGCCGCGAGGGCUGGAACCGCCAUGUGUGUGACUGCACCAGCACGGGCUACCUGGGCCCCAACUGUGAGAGCGAGGCCACGGUGCUGAGCUACGACGGCAGCAUGUACCUGAAGGUGAUGCUGCCGUUGAGCAUGCACAUGGAGGCCGAGGACGUGGCGCUGCGCUUUAUGUCCCAGAGGGCCUUUGGGCUGCUUGUGGCCACUACCUCCCAGGACUCAGCUGACACCCUGCGACUGGAGCUGGACGGGGGCCGGGUCAAACUCACCGUCAACCUGGAUUGUAUCAGGAUAGACUGUAACCUCAGUAAAGGCCCAGAGAUGCUGUUAGCAGGACAGAAGCUGAACGACAACGAGUGGCACUCAGUGAAGGUGGUGCGUCGCGGGAAGAACCUGCACCUCUCUGUGGACAACGUGACUGUGGAAGGCCAUAUGACCGGUGCCCACACUCGCCUGGAGUUCCACAACAUUGAGACAGGCAUCAUGACCGAGCGCCGUUUUAUCUCCGUGGUGCCAUCUAACUUCAUAGGGCACCUGCAGGCCCUCUCGUUCAAUGGCGUGCCCUACCUGGACCAGUGUAAGAACGGAGACAUCUCCUACUGCGAGCUCAACGCCCGCUUCGGCAUGCGCCGCAUCGUGGCUGACCCUGUGACAUUCCACAGUCAGGCUAGCUGCCUGGCCUUCUCCACCCUGCAGGCCUACGCCUCCAUGCACCUCUUCUUCCAGUUCAAGACCACCAGCCUCGACGGCCUGCUGCUCUUCAACUCUGGAGACGGCAGUGACUUCAUCGUUGUGGAGCUGGUCAAAGGGUACAUUCAUUAUGUGUUUGACCUGGGCAACGGGCCGUCUCUCAUGAAGGGAAACUCUGAGAAGCCUCUCAACGACAACCAGUGGCACGACGUGGUGGUCUCCCGGGACAACAACAAUGUGCACAUCCUCAAAAUCGAUUCCCGCACUGUCACCCAGCACUCCAACGGAGCCCGCAAUCUGGAUCUCAAAGGGGAGCUGUAUGUUGGUGGUGUAGGGAAGACCAUGUACAGCAGCCUGCCCAAGCUGGUUGCGUCCCGGGACGGGUACCAGGGCUGCCUGGCCUCUGUGGACCUGAAUGGGAGACUCCCUGACAUGAUGGCAGAUGCCCUCCACAGGGUGGGCCAGGUGGAGCGCGGCUGUGGAGGCCUGAGCACAACCUGUACAGAGGACUCCUGCCAUAACCAGGUGUGUCUCCAGCAGUGGGAGGGCUUCUCCUGUGACUGCACCAUGACCACCUACAGAGGAGCAUUCUGCAGUGACCCUGGGACCACGUAUAUCUUUGGGAGAGGAGGGGCCCUCAUCACAUACACCUGGGCCCCCAACGAGCGGCCGAGCACCAGAGCAGACCGGCUAGCUGUGGGCUUCAGUACUCAGCAGAAAGACGCCAUCUUGGUCCGAGUGGAGAGCACCAGCGGACUGGGAGACUACCUGCAGCUACACAUAGAACAAGGAAAGAUUGGUGUGAUCUUCAACGUGGGGACAGACGACAUCACCAUUGACGAGCCGGCUGUCAUAGUUAGCGAUGGCAAGUACCAUGUUGUGCGCUUCACACGCAGUGGUGGCAACGCCACCCUCCAGGUGGACAACCAGCCGGUCGAGCGCUACCCACCAGGACGACAGCUGACUAUCUUCAACAGCCAGGCAGCGAUAAAGAUCGGGGGUCAGGAUAAGGGCCGGCCGUUCCAGGGCCAGAUCUCUGGCCUCUACUAUAAUGGCCUGCAGGUGCUGACGCUGGCGGCAGAGAAUGACCCCAGUGUCCAGGCUGAGGGGAACCUGAGGCUGGUGGGAGACUCCCUGUCUGUGCUGACCACUGAGACCACCUCCACCACCCCACUGGCAGCCUCCGACAUGUCCACCACCAUCAUGGAGACCACCACCACCAUGGCCACCACCACCACCCGCAGGCAACGCUCACCCAGCAUGAGGGAGAGCAUCUCCCAGUCUCAGAACUCGGAUGACAUCUUGGUGGCUUCUGCUGAGUGUCCCAGUGAUGACGAGGACCUGGAGGAGUGUGAGCCUGGAACAGGAGGUGAAUUAGUGUUGCCUAUAAUAACAGUGGAUUCCCUUGAGCCCCCAUCCAUCGCCACCCGUUACCCUGCUAUCCCCCCUCCUCCCACCUCCCUGUCCCCACUUGAGACCACCAAAGUGUCCCUGAUGCUGUCCAACCCUCACCCUCCCUGCCCCCCGGAUCAGGAGGACUGCGGUGACCCUGUGGAGGUCUCGGCCUUCGGUUCUGGGGAGAUGACGGAAUCAGAUGAUGAGGACUUUUACAAAAACUCCCCUCUGGUCACUGAUAGGACAGUCCUGCAUCCUCCUCCUCCCCCCGCCGUUGGUGAGGGCGGGGCACAGAAACCCCAUAAUCCCCGCCCCCUUCCUUAUGCUCCCACCACCAACCCUGACCAGCUCCACAUCCCUGCGGGCAAAAUGAACACCCGUGACCAGGUGCUUCUGCCCCCUGCCCCUCCGUCAUCCCGGUAUACACCUGGACUAACUUACCCCCCCAAUUUCCCCCAUGUGCCCACAGCCGACCCUACAGCCCCUGGUGAGAAGGUCAUGCACCCCGGCCUGGUGGAUAGGAUCGGAGAGUCUAGUAGCACCACAGGGAUGGUGGUUGGCAUUGUGGCAGCUGCUGCCCUCUGCAUUCUCAUCCUCCUCUACGCCAUGUACAAGUACCGCAACCGUGAUGAGGGCUCCUACCAGACGGACCAGGGACACAACUUCAUCAGCAACCCAGUUUCCGAGGGCAACGGGGCCAUGGUCAAGCUAGAGAAGACACCAAGCACAACCACAGCUGCAGUAGCUAAGACAGUAACCAAGGGCAAGAAGAACAAAGACAAAGAGUAUUAUGUCUAAGAGAGGGAUGGAUAGAGAAGGAGAGAACGAGAGAGAUAGGCUAGAGCAGGGUUUCCCAACUCCAGUCCUCGAAUACCCCAGAGAAGCACACCUGAUUCAACUUGUCAACUAAUCAUCAAGCCCUCAAUCAGUUGAAUCAGGUGAGUUUGUCCGGGGCAGCAACAAAGAUGUGUGCUGUUGGGGGUACUCUGGGACUGUUGGGGUACACUGGGAUAGAGGAAAAUCAUGGAAAGGGGGUUCUCACAAAGAAUUUCACUUCCACAUUAUCCUCUAGAUAAAUAUCCAAAGUGUAGGGUGUAAUUGUUACAUUUGUGGCACACAAAAAAAAGAAAAUCCAAUUUGCGAUCAGUAUUUCCACAAUUCCUGUUCAAUUAUGCUUUGAGAAUUUGUAUCACAUACCAAAUAUUGUAUUGGAUAACAUACCAUUUCAUACAGGAUAAGAAGCAUAUCCAUUUUGCUGUGUUUGUAUAUAGCACCAAUAUCUAUCAACUGUAUGGUUAUGGUUCCCAGUGAAAACUCAGUUUAAACCAUUGUACUAUAGAACCAGGUUUGCAUGAAUGUCAGUUCAUCAUGUAAUGAAGUCAGCGGUAUCAGUGUGUACUGAAUGGUCAUUAUGGUAGAUAAGGACAGAGCAACCCAGUAGAGUUUACUAGAUUAAACUAAAGCCAUACCCAUAUUUGGAGAUUGGGUGACCCACCUUCUCUGCAGACUAGCCGACCCAAUUUUGUGUUAUCCCACGUAAAACGGCUUUCAACUCUGUCUAUCUCUCUGGUUGUCCAUGGUGCUAUGUUAAUGGUCCAAUAUCAUUGAACCAUGUUUCCUUUUGGGAAAAUACAGGUUUUCAAAGGGAAUACACCAGUUCACAGCAGAAUUUAGCCAACAAACCCAUACCAUUGGAUGGAUGAGAUGAGCUGGAUUCUCUCAUCUCUGUGUGAGAAGAGAUCACCAAACCGACAGUGUCAUUCAUUCCAUCCAGGAACAAGUUCCUCAAGCUUAACAAAUCUCAAAAAGCAAAACGCUACUGUAGCAAAGACAUUGCUCUGUAAACAUAUUUGUAUGUAUAGAUGUCUUGGGUUUGAAAAAGCAUUGCUUCUGUGUUUGUUGGAGUAGACGGGGGGAAACAGACAUGAAAAAGAUACUACAUGUGAGAGAUGUUCUGCCCCCACGGUUACCACUGUCAACACUCCAGCCAGAUCCCCCUAUGAAGGAAGUAGAGACAGUGAAUAUGAAAGGGAGCUGCAGGACACAGUCACUUUUGAAUAACUUUUUCUGGUUGUUCCUGUGGGAGGGGGGGGGACAUGUCCAAGCUUGUGUCAAGAGGCUGGCUUUCGCUUUCCUUCUACAAAAUUGGCACACAAAAAAAAAACUGGAAAGGCACAAACAGUAGAAAAAUCUCUUUGAGAGAUAAAUACUGUGUUACCUUUGAAAGCAAACCAAACAUGUAUUCUGGUUUUUCUACCCAUGAAUAAAAGACUGUUCUGUGAGAUGAACUAUUGAAGGUUUGUGAAUUGUAUAGCUACUUCUCAGAUACUUGUGUGUUUCUCUUGUUACCAUUCCUGCAGUUCCGUUUAAAAAAAAAAAAGUUUCCUUUUAAUCCGAUACAGAUGAAAGGGAGCAUUUUGUCUAUGAUGAGACACCAUUGUCUGACUACAGAGACACAUUAUAAGUAUUUUAUUUUUUGCAAUGUUGAAUAACAUGACAUUUCCAUUAAGGACAGGUUAGUGAUUGUAUGUAAACGUAUCAAGAGAAAACACAAAGGAUGAUGUGCACUCUUUUGAUUCAUUUCUUCAUUUCAUGUACAUUGAAAAACCUGGCUAUCUUUGUCUGUUGUUGCCAUUCUCUCUGUUGUAUCAUGUUUACAUUUUCAAUUCCUGUAAUUUCAUCUUGUUUUUUUAUGACGUGCCAUUUAACAUAAACUUCUCAGAGUAUAUCCCUGUCCUAACUCAAUGAUAUUGUAAAGUGUUCCUGUGAAAUUAACCUUAAUAUGUGUACAGUACAUUGACAGAGGGGAAAUACAAUUGGUUAUAUACUUCGUA
Molecule: messenger RNA, 6147 nt
Organism: Oncorhynchus tshawytscha (Chinook salmon)
Lineage: Eukaryota; Metazoa; Chordata; Actinopteri; Salmoniformes; Salmonidae
Product: neurexin-2
Source: RefSeq, a predicted model, not a curated record